GUUUCUACAAUUGUUAUUAUUAGUUGAUUGAUUGAUUAAUUGGUGUUUGUGUUAAACAUUGUCAGCGAAUUAGAUAAAUUCUCCCGGAAAAAAAAAAUGAAUCCAAAAUCCAUCAUUCUGUUUACCGUUUCGAUCAUCACUUUUGUCACAAUCAUCGAUUGUACGGAAAUGAAAUCCGAUUCGAAUAGUACCCUAUCAUAUAGCCGAUCAUCACGUCAUGCAAAAUCAUUUCGAAUGGAAAAAGAAAAUGCAUUGGCAACAAAUGAAGUGUCACAAUUUUUAAAUACAAAAAAUAUUGUUAAAACAAUUGUUAAACUUGUAUUCGGUUCAAGUGAAGAAAGUACAGCUACAUCAAGACAGGUAUUAAAUCUUUUGGUCAAAGUAUUGGAUAUGGUUAAAACAAAUUUUGCACAACGACGUAAUGGCCGUUCAUUGGCUAAUGAUGAACGUGGACUAAAAGAUUCACUUGAUGAUGCAGCAAUUGCUGGUAUUACAAUGAUGAAAGGUUUUGUACGAUCAUUUUUAGCCACUGAUACAAAAUGUAUUCAAAGACAUAUUUGCGAUGCUGCUUCGAAUGCAGCACGAGAAUCACGUGAACUUGGUUCGGUUAUUUCACAGAUUGGAGGGUAUGCAUCAAGCUAUGUAUUGGAUAAUCAAAAAAUGUCACCAUUCAAUUCUAAUUAUGAUGCUGCACGUAUUGGCCGUAGUGGUGGUGAUUGCCGUAAAAUGUAUAGCUGUGCUGAAUCUGAAUUGUAAAAUCUGAAUAAUAAUAAUAAAAAAAAUCAAUUUCAAAAUAAAAAUUGAUUAAUUGGAA
Molecule: messenger RNA, 814 nt
Organism: Dermatophagoides pteronyssinus (European house dust mite)
Lineage: Eukaryota; Metazoa; Arthropoda; Arachnida; Sarcoptiformes; Pyroglyphidae
Source: RefSeq, a predicted model, not a curated record